This is a messenger RNA of Plutella xylostella (diamondback moth), 3339 nucleotides long. Its product is annotated as protein Dek. Lineage: Eukaryota; Metazoa; Arthropoda; Insecta; Lepidoptera; Plutellidae. Gene Ontology annotation, biological process: regulation of double-strand break repair; chromatin organization. Gene Ontology annotation, molecular function: DNA binding; histone binding. The record is from RefSeq and is a predicted model, not a curated record. Gene Ontology annotation, cellular component: nucleus.
UACAUAUAGAGGGAAACCACGGUGAAACUAAACGCACUUUUUUUAUAUCCGUGUUGUCCGGUGUUUGAAGACGCUUUGAAAUCGCUUUCAAUUUCUUCGUAGGAAAAAUGUCGGGUGAUACCGAUAAAGCGAAAAUCAGUGAUAAUCAGGAUGAAGACAAGAAGUCUGCAGCCGGUGACGGACAGACCACCGAGGAUGAGUCCUCACAAGACUCCAAGGGUGAGUCUCUACCGCAACCGUCGGAGUCAAAGCCCGAAGGUAACACCGACGUAGACCCACCAAAAACAGAAGAUAAUAAACCACCAGAAGGCGAGUCGAAGGAGGCGACGUCCAACGGCAAGUCCGUGCCCGAGACCGCCGAGGCCGACAGCGAGUCCAAGGAUGACGACGACAAGAGCGACAUGAAGCCAGACUCCAAUAAUAAGGAGGAGAACGGAGAGACUCACGAUGAAGAGGACGACGUGAAGGAGAACAACAAGGCCGCAAAGAAACCAGCGCCGCCCAAGAAGAAGGCCAAGAAAGAGGAUACUGAGGAAGAGGACGAGGAAGAAGAGGAGGAAGAUGAGGAGGGCGAGGAGGAGGAGGAGGGCGAGGAGGGGGAGGGCGAUGAAGAGGCCGAUAAGAAGCCCGCCAAGGAGAAGAAGCCUCCAGUAAAGAAGGCGAAGAAGGACGACGACGAGGAGGGCGAAGACGAGGAGGAGGAGGGCGAGGACGAGGAGGGCGAGGAGGAGGAGGAGGAGGAGGAGGAGGAGGCCGCGCCCAAGCCGAAGCCUAAGAAAGAGCCGACAGAGCCGCCGGUGCCGGUGCCAGCCGGGAAGGGAACCCCGCUGGGACACAUCAGCAACGUCGAGAUCGCGCUCUCCAGGUUCAAGAUCAACGACCAGAAGAUGAUGCACCAGUACCUGUAUGGGCAACUGUGCAUGGACCGCAACGUGAAGCGCAACGUGAAGAAGUUCAAGGGCUACCCGUGGGCGGCGGGCUCGGCCGACUACAAGGCCAAGUUGGAGGAGACCUGCAAGAUGGAGCCCAAGCAGCUGCGCACCAUGGCCGAGAUGCUGGACCUGGAGAAGAAAGGUUCAACCUCGGAGCUGGCGGCGCGGCUGGUGGGCUUCCUGCAGCAGCCCAGCGUGAACUCGCCACACGCACGCGGGUCCGCCAAGCCGCUGCCGCCGCCGCCCGCCAACACCCCCGGCGGCCGCCCGCGCCGCUCCGCCGCGCUCAAAGUCAACAGAGGUUAUUCAGAUGAAGAAUACGAGUCAGACCCUGAAACUAAAGUAAAAGGACCCAAACCAGUCAAAGAUGGCAGUGAAGAUUCUGAUGGUUCGUUCAACCCGAGCGGCUCCGAAGAGGCGGACUCAGACUUCGACCCCGAGGGCGGGGAGAGCGCGAGCGGCGGCGCCACGCGCAAGCGCAAGUCCACGGGCCGCCGCCGCUCCAGCAAGGGCAAGCGCGGCCGCAAGUCCAAGCCGGGACGGGGGAAGGGCAAGAAGGUGGGCCGCGGCAAGAAGGCGCGCUCGGACAGCGAGGAGGAGAGCGACAAGUCGGAGAGCGACAGCGACGCCGAGUCGGCCAGCGACGCCGACGACUCUGACGCCAGCGAGCCGAAGUCGAAGCGCGGGCGCCCGGCGCCGGUGGCCAAGGGCCGCAAGGGACCGGUGGCCAAGUCCGCCGCCAAGGCGACACCAGUCAAACGGAAACCCCCCACCCCGCCAGCCAAGAAGAAGCCGGCGGCCAGCGCGAAAGCCAAGCCAGUGAAGAAGGGCAAGAAGGCGUCCUCGGAAGAGGAGUCUGAGGACGGCAGCGGCGAGGACGAGGACGCGGGCAGCGAGGAGGAGGAGGAGGAGAGCGGGGACGAGUCCGACCCGCCGGCGGACAAGAAGGCCAAGCGCCCGCCCACGGACGACGAGAUCAAGAAGUACGUGAAGCAGAUCCUGGAGGGCGCCAACCUCGAGGAGAUCACCAUGAAGACGGUGUGCAAGCAGGUGUACAGCCACUACCCGGACUUCGACCUCGCGCACAAGAAGGACUUCAUCAAGGCCACCGUCAAGUCGCUCAUAUCAUCGUGAGCAGUGACCAUUCGGCCGCCAUCACGUUCAUAGUCAACUAAGCUCCACAUUUAAACAAAACUUAGCAUAAACUGGCACCGCGCUGGCUACGUCUCGAGAUCGGAUACUUUCGCUUUUUAAUAUCAAAAAUAAUACACUACUUUCGGACACUCGCAGUUUGUUAUCCUCUUUUAAGUUUUAAGUUUGUUUCGUCCGAUCUCGGAGCUCAGCGGCGCGGUAAAAGAAUAUAUAAUUUAAUGUUGUAGGAAUAAUUUCCCUAGGAUAAGAAUAAUUCCGUAAGACAGUCACGUAAGGUUUGUUUUUAUUAAGGACAUUAUAUUUUGUAUUUUGUGUCUACUAUUGACUUAAUUUUUUAUAUAUUGAUGUGAUAGCGAAUAUCACAGCCUUUAGUUGAGUGACUAAGCAAAUUCGGGCUUGUGUGUCCACCAAUCAAAUGAAGUUACUUAUUUUUCCACAAAAUUAUAUAGUUUGAACGGGACAGAUCGGGACCAUUUUGUUUGACAAGAGCGCAGCACGAGUCUGUGAAAUUUGCGAAUCAGUCACCUACUUAUAGUACAUAAUACUAUGUAUGAAUUAUUUGACAUCGGAAGGGUAUCAUUGUACAAAAGUCUUUCUAUAUUUCGGCUAAAAUACUAAGAUUUAAUUGUUAUAAUAUUGGUUUAAAAAAUAUUUCGUAAAUUUUUAUUUUUUUAUAGUAGUCUGCAAAUUGCAGUUCAAAAUUUGGCGUAAACCUACUUAUUUUAAGUGUAUUUUAAGGUGUGUAAAUAAUACACUCUGUGUCUAAGUUUGUAUAAUUUUGGGAUGAUUCAAAAGUAGUUUACACCAAAUAAUUACAAAAAAUAAUUUGCCUACAUAAAUAAUUUACACCCUAAAUACAAAUGCGUCCCGCCAUGAAUUUCAUAAUGAUUAUUUUUUAUACCCAAUGGUAAAUGUUAUCAAACUUUAGGCAGCAAAUUGUGGAUUAUUUUAAUCUUCAAAAAUGUUUAGUUCAAGAUAAGACAUCACUAUCACAGCUACUAUGUCAUAAUAUGCGUAUAACAUUGCGAAUGUUGAAAUAAUCGACAAUGAUUCUAGAUGUACCUAUUGUUAUUGUAUUUGUUAUUAUUUACCAAGCUAUGUUCCAGUGUCUGAUUCACUCAGGCUCUUUAUUGUGUUCAUUCGUUAUGAUUGGUUGGCUUAUUUAUGAUACGCAUAGUAAUAGUACAAUUUGGAAGCGCGUAGAUACAGUAACAUUGUGAAAUGACGAAAUACCUAACCCAUAUUUAAAUGGCAA